CACCGCUCCGUUCGUCAGCCUUACUCACGCCGAGCAGCACCCCCCCAGCCCGUCAUCAUGAAGUUUGUCUCUCUCGCACUGAGUCUGUUGUUGGCAGUAGGCUCCCAGGCCAGGGCCGUGCAGAGUGAUGCCCCCUCCCAGCUGGAGCACAUAAAGGCCGCCGCCACGGUGUACCUAACUCGGGUGAAGGAGACCGCUGAGAAGACCCUGGAACACCUGGAUGGAACCCAAUACGCAGAGUACAAGUUGAAACUGUCUGAGAGCUUCGACAGGCUGCACGAGUAUACCCAGACCGCGUCGCAGACCCUGACCCCCUAUGGCGAUGCUUUCACUGCCCAGUUCCUCGAAGCCACCAAGCAGGCCCGUGAGAAGGUGAUGGCUGACGUCGAGGACCUCCGCACCCGGCUGGAGCCCAAGCGUGAGGAGCUGAGGCAGGUCCUACAGAAGCACAUCGAUGAGUACCGUGAGAAGCUGGAUCCUGUCUUACAGGAGUACAUCUCCAAGAACCAAGGAGACAUGGAGGCCCUGAGGGUCAAGCUUCAGCCCCUGGUUGAAGAGAUGCGCGCUAAAGUUCAGGUCAACGUUGAGGAAACCAAGUCCAAGCUGCUCCCCAUAGUUGAGGUUGUCCGCACCAAGCUGACUGAGAAUCUGGAGGAGCUGAAGAACAUGGCCUCCCCCUAUGCUGCGGAGUACAAGGAACACCUUGUGAAGGCGGUCGAUGACGUGAAGAAGAAUGUGUCCCCACACACCGCUGACCUCCAAAGCAAGCUGGAGCCCUACUUUGAGGACCUGAAGAGCAAGUUCAUGGCUCUCUACGAGACUGUUGCCAAGAAGGUCUAGGAGCCGUUGACCGCGGUCCGAUAGGAU
This is a messenger RNA of Esox lucius (northern pike), 867 nucleotides long. It is a transcript of the gene apoa1a, whose product is annotated as apolipoprotein A-Ia. The record is from RefSeq and is a predicted model, not a curated record. Gene Ontology annotation, molecular function: lipid binding. The coding region runs from base 58 to 840 and encodes 260 amino acids. Lineage: Eukaryota; Metazoa; Chordata; Actinopteri; Esociformes; Esocidae. Gene Ontology annotation, biological process: lipoprotein metabolic process; lipid transport. The transcript has 4 exons. Gene Ontology annotation, cellular component: extracellular region.